Cottoperca gobio is the source of this 722-nucleotide messenger RNA. RefSeq names its product cytochrome c oxidase assembly factor 8 (gene coa8). Gene Ontology annotation, cellular component: mitochondrion. Gene Ontology annotation, biological process: intrinsic apoptotic signaling pathway. NCBI's taxonomy places the organism in Eukaryota, Metazoa, Chordata, Actinopteri, Perciformes, Bovichtidae. Bases 81 to 692 code for a protein of 203 amino acids. The transcript is spliced from 5 exons. The record is from RefSeq and is a predicted model, not a curated record.
UUAUAUUAACACUAGCACACUAUGUAGUGUAACGUUUACGAAGUAUCCUUAAAACGGCGGUUUAGUUUCGGUUAAUAAAAAUGGCGUCUAAAACAACAGCAGCCUGUUUGACGUGGAGGACGUUCGGUCCUUUCACCCUCCACUCUCCACGCACUUUAUCAGCACUCAAUAUACGGAAGUGUAGCGCCAACCUGGCAACCCAGCGGGACAAAACCCCAAAGAGAUCUCCCUACAGACCGGCGGUCAGCUCCACGCACGACUGGAUCGGUCCACCGAACCCUCUUUCCAACCUGCGGCCCAUCGUUUACCGCGUCCCUGAGAACGAGUCCGAGCUGGAGAAGCGUCUGAGACACCUGAGGCAGGAGACCGAGGACUGGAACCACACCUUCUGGACCAAACAGAACUUCACCUUCAACAAGGAAAAAGAUGCGUUCAUCUUUUCACAACUGAACUCAAAAGGCUUGACUGUGCGUGAUGAGCAAGGACGCCGCCGGGCCCUGAACAGUGAAGAAAUGGCCGUGUUUUACAAAGGCUUCCUGGACACAAACAGAAUACGACAUGCAAAUUAUAACAAGGAAUGGUACCGGCGUAACUUCACCAUCACCUUGCUCAUGGCCCGAGUCGCCCUGAAGGACAUCUGGAGGACUGUUAGUGAAAGACGACGCAAGAAUAACGGCACUCCUGCCACAUAAAUAAAAUAUUCAUCCUGCCUUUUAUCUUUA